AUGGAAAAACAAUUAAAUUUAACACAGGAGGAUGUAGGAGUAUUAGAAGGUAUGUCGGAGCAUGAAGUUUUCGAAAGAAGGGCGUCUGUAAAGAGAACACCACCAAAAGAAUUAAUGUAUGUUGAUAGUGCACAGAAUACAGACGAUGAGGUUUUUCAAACAAAGGAACAAGAAAUAGAUCCAUCCCCCAGGGAUAGAGCACACUCCUUACAAAGCGACAAUAUAAAGUAUAUUAUAGGAACCUCAAAACAAAUGAAAAGAUCGAGGCAAGAAAGCGAGGAAGAGAUAGAAAGAGAAGUAUUUAGGAAAAGCCUGCAAAAGCUUAAAAAAACUAUAGCAGAUCUAGUAGAGGUAACGGAAACUAGUACGAAAACAAAAACUGAGAUUAAAAACUUAGUUCAAAAAUUAAAGCGGCAAGCCAAAGAUGUCAAUAAUGAAUGGGAAACAAUAGACAAGGAACUGGAAAUCAACAAAGCAAAAAGGCCAAGCAAAGAAAUGAAAUCCGUAGGGAUACAGGUAGAGCUGGAAGAAAUAAAAUCAGAAUAUGAAAAGAAAAAAAUCGAAAAGAUAGGAAGAAUAAAAACAAUCUUAAGUGAACAGGAAGACUUUAAGAGCUUGGAAGAAAUUCUGGAAGAAAAAUGGCCACAGGAAAUGUACAUAAAGACCAAAAUAGAUGGAACAAUACAAUCAUUAAAUGAACGGGAAGGAGACUAUGUGAUUCUCGCAAAUCCAAACAACAUGGAAAAAAACAAAAUAUUUGAAAGACUGCAAGAAAAAUAUGAAGGAUUAUCCGAGUUAAUAAAAGUUAACGACGGGCAAAUAGACUAUUUAAUACAAUCAGCAAAAACCAGAACGAGUAAAGGUGAAAAGGAAGAGAUCAGCGGAGCAGUAUACUUCCUGCCAAUGAAAGUAGAUCCCCAUGGUGAAUGUGAGACAGAAGAACUAUUCAAUAAAUUAAGAGAACUACUUAUAGAAACGACAAAGGUACAUCCUACAAGUAAUAUAAAUAUAGUAAUUGGAGAAGAUAUGAAGGUCUCAACUAUCAGAAAAAUGUGUGAGUUCAUCGCUAGAGGCCAAAGCAUAGAAAUAAAAAUAUUAACACAAGGACUACGAUCCGACCCGCAGAAACAAAGAAAAAUAAAGGAAGAAACACUAGUCAUGAUAAAAUCAGGAGAAAGCAGCUACGCUGACUUACUUAAAAAAAUGAAGGAAGAAGUUGAUAUUGGAAAAAUAGGUGUCAAAAUCAAUAGAAUUAGAAAAACGGGAAAUGGAGAUAUUAUGCUCGCUGUAGAGGGAGGACAGGAUAGGGCUAAUACGCUAGAAAUGGAAAUUAAAACGAAAAUUGAGAACGCUAAUGUUACAACGAAGAAAACUGGAACAACAACCCUUUACAUAAUUGGAAUGGACCAAACGACGCAAGAAAGCGAACUUAUACAAGCAAUUGUUAGGGAGACUAAUAUAAAGGAAGCGGAAAUAGAUAUAAAAAUGAUUAGGAAAGGAAAAUAUGGUGAUCAAACAGCAAUAAUAGAGGUUCCAAGGUUACCGGCAGCUGUAUUAAUAAGGGAAAGGAAAUUGAAAGUUGGAUGGAUAGAAUGUGGCGUUAGAGAAAGAAUACAUGUGGUAAGGUGCUUUAAAUGUCUGGAACAUGGACACAAAACGUACGAAUGUAUAUCAACGAAAAAUCGAGCAGAAGAAUGCAUUAAAUGUGGACAAACGGGACACAAAAGUAAAGACUGUAAAAAUGCUGAGCGAUGCAUAAAAUGUGAAGUCGAAGGACACCGAGCUGACCAAAUCAGAUGCCCCUAUUUUAAAGAAUUGUCUUUUCCCAAAGCUGGGAAACCACAGGUAAGGUCGAGGCUCCGUUAUCCAGUCCUGGGCCAAGGAUAUGUAACUACAGGCAUGGCUAAAGCUGGGUCUCCCAUUCUUGAACCAAUUCUGGUUAGCCGAAGCUGGGAUUUCCAGUCUUGGCACAGAACUGGGAAACCAUAG
Psylliodes chrysocephalus is the source of this 1989-nucleotide messenger RNA. The record is from the annotation of a GenBank genome assembly. Lineage: Eukaryota; Metazoa; Arthropoda; Insecta; Coleoptera; Chrysomelidae.